GCGAUCAUACGAACGCGGCUGUGCGCGGCCUCGAAGGAACAGCCAAACAGCAUCGGCACUCGGCUGUCGGACAGCAGCAGGCGCAUGCAGCGUAGUCUUGUUAACCAGCUAUGUGCAAGUCGCAGCACAUAUACAAGCAUAAUAUACAUAGUUUGCAAGCAUCUCCAAAGCACUGCUUGCUAUAUUAGAAGCUGCAGCGGCUGACUAUUCCCUUCCCGCGCAAAGUCUUCGUAGUAACGCGCUGGGUUUUACCUAGCGCAGUAGUAACACGAUGAAUCAAUUAAUAUUGUGUGUUCUUUUAGCACUCGGUACAACCAAUCAUAUUGCUCUCGCGGGGCGCACUCGCUCGCCACCGCCCUCACCUCCGCCGCGUCCACCGCCACGGGCACCGACUCCCAAAAGCAACAAACCCAACAUCAUCAUGAUAUUGGUCGAUGAUAUGGACUACAUGCUGAACGCAUCGCACCCAUACUACCUGCCGAUGUUGCACAAGCACAUGCGCCUGCAGGGCACGGAGUUCCCGCACUUCAUCACCUCUGUGGGUAACUGCUGCCCCAGUCGGACAUCCCUGCUGACGGGGCGCCACUGCCACAACACCAACCUAACCGCCAACGACCCGCCACACGGCAGCUAUAUCGGCUUUAAGACCAAGAAGCUGGACAAGAGCUAUCUGCCGCUGUGGCUGCAGGAUGCGGGCUACCGUACCUAUCAGCUGGGCAAGGUGCUCAACGGCUUCAAGGGCUCAGUCACCACCCAGUACGGCUGCCUGCCCGGCUGGGACCACUCCAUGCCGCCCAUUGAGCCGCAGUCGGACGCGGCGGCGGCGCGCGCGGACGCGCUGCUGCAGCAGAAGCCGCCCGUGUACCUGUCCUUCUACUACACCGACUGCCAGUACGUGGAGGAGGUGGAGGGAGAGCCCGACAUCAACCUCUUCAACCGUGCGUUCAACUGGAUGGAGGAGUCGGUGGACGCGGGAGUGCCCUUCUUUUUGUACCUAGCCUCCGCCAACCCCCACGAUGGCCCCGUCGACGGCAUGCCGCGAGUGGAGGCAAAGUUCGCAAACGCCAUGCCAGGGUUGAAGGUGCCGCGGGGGCCCAACUACGGCGUUCCCACGGACCCGCGGUUCGGCAUGAGCAAGACCAAGCCGCUGUGGUGGGACCCCGCCUGGACUGACAAGCAUUACCGCAUGCGUGCCCUGUCCAUGCUGACCAUUGACGAGCAGAUCGACCGGCUAGUGACCAAGCUGGAGUGUUUGGGCAUCCUGAACAACACCUAUAUCUUCUUCAGUUCUGACAACGGAUUCAAAUUGGGCCAGCACAACAUCCCAUCCGAGAAGUUCACGUACUUUGAGGAGGACGUCGCGCUGCCCUUCUUCGUCCGCGGGCCCGGCGUGCCGCGCGGCGCCUAUGCCAACACGGUCCAGACGGCCAUGGUCGACAUCACCGCCACAAUCCUCAACCUCGCCGGCGGCUCGAUCCCUCCCGGUGCCCCCCCGGUCGACGGCGGCGCAAUCCCGCUCGACCUGCUGCAGACCCUGCACCCGCAGCCAAACAGCCCCUUUUACAAUUAUACCGGACCCUACUGGAAUGCAGCCGCCGGCACUGUGGACAUGUUCGCGCCGCCCCAGACAAGCGCGGCCGUGUGCGCCCGCGCGUCGCGGCCGCCGCCCGCGCCGCCCACGCCGCCGCCGGCCCCGCCCUGCAAAAGCAAGAAGUGCAAGAAGGCCAUCAACUCGUUCGACGAAACGGACGACGCCGUGAACGCCCGCUUCGCCCAGCUGGAGUCCAGCGCCUUUGUAGCCGGCGCCGUCAACGGCUGGAGCAGCGCGGCGCUGGGCCGCCGCAGCCUGGCGUCAGGCACGGCCUCAGGCACGGGCUUGGCAGCGGCGGAGGCCGUCGAGGGCGCGGCGGCGGGUACUACGGGCAACACCUCAGAGGCGGAGGAGGUGGAGGGGGAGGACGAGCAGGAGGAGGACGAGGACGACGAGGAAGUGGUGGAGGACGAGCAGCAGGUGGUGGAGGCCGAGGUGGAGAGCGUGGCGCGCCGCGCGGCGCAGGCAACCACAACCGGGGGGCGUGUGUCCACCUGGUCCAACAUGGGCCUGAUUGAGCAGUGGAAGUAUGGCAAGCUGUGGCGCGGCAAGGACUACCGCGUCAUUCGCGCCUGCAUGCCACCGAACGCCACCAUCGCAGCCAGCGCCGCUGGUGCCCGCCGGACCGGAAACGUGUGCUACAAGUAUGUGGUUUUCUGUGACAUUGAUAACGCGCCCGGCAAGCUGCGGCUGACUCAGCUAUUCAACCUGAGCUCUGAUGAGGCCGAGAUCCACGACUUGCUGCUCAAGACCCCAGUGCCCACCGGCACACAGCGGCUUGUUGACCGGCUGGACGCGGCGUUGACCGUGCUGAGCUACUGCUCUGGAUCCAGCUGCACGCAGCCCUUCUCCCGGAUCCACACGGAUGGAUCCGUGGUCAACCUGGCAGAGGCCAUGGAUCCGCAAUACGACAGCCUUUACGCCGGAUUCAAAAAGCUUGACUACAAGCAGUGCGCUGAUUACUACGACCCCUCGCAUGAGAUUCCGGAUCUGAGGUUGGUGCCCCUAGAGCUGCUGAAGGCGUUCCAAGGGCAGGCAUAAGCCACAGACCGAUCUGAGUUUGUGAGGUGCUUGCUUGCGAGUUGGCUAGCUGUACUGAUGACAGAUUCUUGCUUGCAUCGAUUGUUGCUUGCGGGUGGACCGGGACGGAUAGUAAUUGAAGCCUAGCUUAAGCGCAGCAUGCAAUUGAUGAUUUGAAGUUUUGCGGUCUGUGUCGUUAACACGUUUUCAGUGCACAACUGAAGGUGGCAUUGGGGGCUAUCAGCAGCUGUGUGGAGUGUAACCCCCGCGCCUGCUGGUGCUCCCAACCUGUUGCGUUGCCGAGACCUAUUCCUGCUGGCAAUGGCAGCUGGCUGCAUUGCAAGUAAAAGAUGAGAGUGACCGCGCAGUCUGACACAGGCAGCGUAGUGUCCUGUGAGCAGAUGCAGGCAUUGGGCGCUCAAACUCCCUGUCCCUCUCGCUGCAAGAAACCCAAUAAUCCCGGAUUCGGGAACAUGAUACACAUGGCUUUGGCACUUCCUCACAGCCCGUGGCCUAGCCUAGCCUAGAUAGUAUGCAAAGCCAAUUGCUGCUGCUCUUGUGAGGGGCACAGUAUGAAGGUCUGUGAGACUGCAAGUUAUUUGUAACGCCAUAUCAAC
Molecule: messenger RNA, 3228 nt
Organism: Chlamydomonas reinhardtii
Lineage: Eukaryota; Viridiplantae; Chlorophyta; Chlorophyceae; Chlamydomonadales; Chlamydomonadaceae
Exons: 17
Coding region: 422-2632 (736 amino acids)
Molecular function (GO): N-acetylglucosamine-6-sulfatase activity; glycosaminoglycan binding
Source: RefSeq, a predicted model, not a curated record